UGGUUCAAGAUAAGAGGCUGAUUGGGAUCUAGAAAGAACAGAACGAUGGAAUCGGCUAUCGAGCCCAAAACUGAUCCAUCACCCCCAAAACGACAUGUCGUUAUCUUCCCCUUCAUGUCAAAAGGCCACACAAUCCCACUCCUCCAUCUAGCCCGCCUCCUCCUCCGCCGCCGCAUUUCGGUCACCUUCUUCACCACCUCCGCCAACCGCCCCUUCAUCGCCGACUUUCUCUCCGACACCUCCGCCACCAUCGUCUCCCUCCCUUUCCCGGAAAAACUCCCCGGCAUCCCCGCCGGCGUCGAGAGCACCGACCAACUCCCCUGCAUGUCCCUCUUCCACUCCUUCGCUCGAUCCACCGAGCUCCUGAAACCUCACUUCGAUAUCGCCCUCCGGAAUCUCCUUCCACAUGUCAGCUUCAUAGUCUCCGACGGCUUCCUCUGGUGGACCCUCGACUCCGCCGCCAAGCUUGGCGUCCCACGCUUCGUCUCCUACGGCAUGCCCACUUACUCCUUGCUUCUCACCAGACUCGCAAUCCGCUACGGGCUCCUCCACGGAAAUUGCAACGACGACGAUGAAGUGGAAGAUUCAAUCACCAUUCCUCCUUUUCCUCGGAUCAAGAUCAGGAAAAAAGACUUCGACACGGCGCCGGAUCGCAGCAAUUUCGAUUUCGUCACCAAAGCGGCCGAAGCAACUUCUAGAAGCUUCGGGAUUUUGGUCAACAGCUUCUACGAGAUGGAGAAAGAUUUCGUUGACCUUUUCAACAAAGAGUAUCACUGCAAGGCGUGGUGUAUUGGGCCUCUGUUACUCGCCGAACCGAAUUUAUCACAAGAAAAUCAUGUAAAUCAUCAUCCAUGGAUUUAUCAAUGGCUAGAUCAAAAAAGUUCGGUUCUUUACGUCGCGUUUGGGACUCAAGCGGAGAUUUCCCCCCAACAGAUGAAAGAAAUCGCGAAAGGUUUGGAAGAAUCGAAAGUGAGUUUUGUGUGGGUGGUGAGGAAGAAAGAGCAGAGAGAUAUUGAGUUGCCAGAUGGGUUCGAAGAGAGGGUGAGAGAGAGGGGAAUUGUGGUGAGAGAGUGGGUUGAGCAGAGAGAGAUAUUAAUGCACGAGAAAGUAAAAGGCUUUUUGAGCCACUGCGGUUGGAACUCGGUGUUGGAGAGCGUGUGCGCGGCGGUGCCGAUUCUGGCGUGGCCGAUGAUGGCGGAGCAGCCGCUGAAUGCCAAAAUGGUGGUGGAGGAGUUGAAGGUGGGGAUUAGAGUAGAAGAAGAAACGAACUGCGAUGGAAAAUCAUUUGUGAAGUGGGAAGAGUUGAAGAAGAAGGUGAAGGAGUUAAUGGAGGGAGAGAUGGGGAGGGAGGUGAGGAAGAAGGUGAAAGAAGUUGCAGAAAUGGCGAGGAAGGCCGUCGGAGAAGGUGGGUCCUCUUGGAAGACUUUGGAGAAGCUGAUCGAGGAAGCAUGCAAAGGAGUAGAUCAUGCGAGUAAUUAUUAA
This is a messenger RNA of Morus notabilis, 1482 nucleotides long. RefSeq names its product UDP-glycosyltransferase 90A1. Lineage: Eukaryota; Viridiplantae; Streptophyta; Magnoliopsida; Rosales; Moraceae. The transcript has a single exon. Gene Ontology annotation, molecular function: UDP-glycosyltransferase activity. The record is from RefSeq and is a predicted model, not a curated record. The coding region runs from base 46 to 1482 and encodes 478 amino acids.